GCUUCCGCUCCGCCGGCGGAGGGCUCUCCGCUCGCCGCCCGCCCUCUCUAUGGUGCCCGCCCCGCACCGCCGGCAGCCUGCGGCAGCACCGGCCCCCGCGCCUACACGCUAUGCCGGCUGGCGGGUCCCGGCCGCCCGAGCCGCCGCGGAGCUGAGGUCAAAAAAUAUCUGGAGGGAGAUUAAGUGGUUCAACAAGUAACGCUCUAAUGGAUGACAGAGACUUUCCACCAAAUGAUCUGCAAAUAGACUCAAAGGACAGUCUUCCUGCUAACUAUAGGGUAGAAAGUUUGGCAUCUCGUUUGAUUCCUUCAGCUGAUGAAAAUGAAAAUCAACUUGAUAGUGAUGGGAAUGAAGUUCUGAUCAGUAGUAACACUGCUAUGGGACGACAGGAUAAAGGUGAACAGGAUAACAUCAAUAAUAAUGAAAAUAUGGACAGUGGAGACUGGAUCCCAAGCUGUAAAGAAAGUGAGACUGAGAGAAGAUCUGUAAAUGUCCAUAUGGACCCUCAGCUGGAGGAAAAGCCUAUUACAGAAAAACAGCCAGGUGGAAAAAGAAGUCCAAGAAGCAAAAGAAACUCCAAUAAAAAAUCUAAAGGCAUUUCUACAGUGGGAACCACAAUGAUCCAGGAUGAAAAUGCUCUUCAUACAGAUACAGAUUUUGUGCAGGCUGAAAGUGCUGUUGAAGCAAAGGAAAACUUUGAUCCAAAAAACCAAAAGCAAACAUUGCAGUCUCUUUUCUCUUUGCUCCGUGAAGAGGUUGAGCAGAUGGAUUCAAAGAUACUGCCCCUGUGUCUUCAUCAGAUAGCUGAGACCUAUUUUCAAGAGGAGGAAUAUGAGAAGGCCAUGAAGUUCAUUCAGCUUGAACGACUUUAUCAUGAGCAGCUGCUUGCAAAUCUCUCUUCCAUACAGGAACAGUGGGAAAGAAAAUGGAAAACAGCAGUUCCCAGUCCAGUUACAACACUGAGGAAUUCAGAUAAAGAACUGAGUGGCCAAGAACUGGAAAAGCUUACUAGAGUUUGCUCCUCGCAUCAACAGCCACAGGCAUCCAAAAAUAAGCUAGUAGCUGCAGAAAAUACAUGGGAAAGCAGUUCUUUACCUCAGUUAAUGGAAUCCAGAACUUUAAAGGAAAGAGAAGCUACUGCUUUUAAAUCAGGUACUGAAACUUGUCCUGGCGUUGCACCAAAGAAAGAAGAUAAACAGCUGAGCACUGUUUGCCCGGGUGAAAACAAAACUGAGAGACAGACAGAGGCAGCAAGUCUUCGGGUAGCUGCAGGAAAGGACCACAUGGAGGAGCAGCACUGCAGUGCUGAAUCGACACUGGAGCCACACACCCAGUCCACAGGGACAGUGGGCAGGCCUUCCUCGGGCUGUUUAUCAUCUGGGGAUGCUGGUAGAGAUAACAGUCUGCAGCUGAGGGGAAGACAGCUCUCCAAGGAUGCAGUGAAAAUAGAAGGGGCAGGGGAGCCUGGAGUGAAACUCCCUCUUGAGCCGAUGGUAGAUAUUUUGGCUUUAACAGAUGAUGAUUAUAUGUCUGCUGAUUUGGUUCCUUCUGAUAAAGAUGUGCCAGCUGAUAGAAGUCUGCUCAGAUCAAAACAUGCUGCUGGGUCUUCAGAAAUUCCUAGUGGCCAGCUUGGAAAUAGUGACUUAAGCCAGCAACAGAUACAGCCUGAUGAUGAUGAUGAUGAUGAGCAGUCUCCAUGGGACAGAACUUCCUCUGGCUGUAAUGAAGUGUCUGAGCAUGACAGUACUGACCAUUCACAGGUGUGCAAGGAAAUACAGAGAGCAGCAGGACAGGAGGAAAAGGCCAAUAAUGAACAAGAAGACUUAUUUCUGAGAUUUUUGAAUGGUAACAUAAUAGACACUGAAGAAUCUGCAGACUUUGCAGACUUAGCAAACCAAGAGGAUUUUGACACUGUUCCAGAUAUUUCACCCGAACGAGCAUCUUAUAACUCCCUGGAAGCUUUAUCACUAGAUGACAGCUUUUCUUCUCUUGAUGAACUUACAAGAAGGAUAGAGAUUACUGAGAUUACCCCAGUGGAAGGAUUGGUGUCUAUAUUAAAGAAGAGAGAUGACAGAGAUGGAAAAACAAUUGCUCAAGUCCAGCAAAGGCAAACAAAGAGAAGAGUGAGAUUCCAAGAAAUGGAAGACACAUUGGAUCAAGAUGAAGUGUCUGGUGGCUCCUGCAUUUUGCUGAUCCUGCUGUGCAUAGCAACUGUUUUCCUUAGCAUUGGAGGAACUGCACUGUAUUGCACCUUUGGUGACAUGGAAUCCCCUGUGUGUACUGAUUUUGCAGCCAACAUGGAUUUCUAUUAUACACAGAUACUGCAGAGUGUGGAAGAACUUAAACACUGGAUAGUCUUCUCAUAGCUGAAAGGAGUGGACACAGCACAAUGAGAGCUCACCAGUGGUUAUUGGAGAGAGUAGAACAAAAUUGUGAUUUCAAGUUCUUUAACACUUGCCACUUGCAGGUGAUGUGUAUUUGAUUAUAUACUUUCACAUUUACUUAGAAAUCAAGAAAAUUUUAGUUUAGCUAUCAGGUGGCAAAUGUUCACAUCUGUUCACAACUGUAGCAGCGUGGUAUGGGAGCAUAAGAAGUUAUAAUCUUCAUCCUUUUGAAAGUAGGCAAGUAGCUUUUCAUCCACUUGAGCAAGUGAAGAAGAAGGAAGAAAAUUAUGUCUUCUGUAUUCUCUCCCAUUGCCACACAUUGUGUAAGCAAUCUCUGGAAGCUUAGUAAAAGGACAGCUUUCAUUUACAGCUGUUAGUGCAAAGGUGUUGCCUCCAGCUAUCAUGCAAUAAGUCUCUGUUUUAUGGAAACAUUAUUUCUUUCUAAGUCUUAAUGUUUUUAUCCAUUUUAUUUCUCCUGGUGAGCCAUGUAAUUAUUUGGGUGGAGUGAGAAGAGUGCAGUGGCAUUCACAGAGCCCUCAUUUGGUCAUUACCAGGCUAACCCUGUAUCUUUUAGCUUGCAGUGAAUAUCAUGAGUGGAAUAAAUCUGCUGGCAGAUUUCACUAAAUUUCUUGGACCUUUACUCUCAGUAUCAUGCGGGUUGUUUUAGAAAUGGAAGGUUAAAAAAUAGAUCACUGGUCUCACUAAACACAGAAACAAAAGAUGCUUACUAAAUUAUAUUAAAUAAUCAGGUGUCUUUGGCUCAUUUUAAAGCACCUGGUAGCAGGUGUGGGGCUAACUGGGUUUUCCUCCACCUAUGUCACUGACUUAGAGUAAUCACUUUGUGCCUCAGUUUCUCCUCCAUAAAUGGGGAAUAAUGAUCCUUGCCUUUGUCUAUGAAUAUUUAUUGGAAUUAGGGCUCAUGUCUGAUUCAUCAAAUGAGUGCACAGGAUCCCAGAACUGUGUGGCUGCAGCCUCUGUCAAUGAGUAAAGGUUAUGUGAAGGGGGACUGAUCCAGCAGAAGAGGUUCAGAGGUUCAGUGCAGAUCCACAGCCUGUCAGUAUUCAGAGCACUUGUUCCAGCCAAUAAAGCACAUUUGCAUUUAUUUGCCCUGCAGUUCUGAGACCUGUAUUUUAAAAUCUGUUCUUUCUCUGUCGGCUUUACAAACAAAUUUAGAUCAGUGCAAAGAGUAAUUUGAAGUGAGUAUUUCUAUCACUUGGUGCUCAGCCCUCUCUGUGUGGUGGUGAGGGAAAGGCUGGAAGGACAGUGAAGGUGAGGAUGAGGUACACAGGCCUUUGGGCCGUGUUCUGCUCAGGAUGUGGCAGCUCUUCUUGCACAGAGCACAGUGGUGCAGCCCUGUUGACGGGGUGAGUUUGAAACCAUUCCUUUACACCUCAGGAAAAACAGCAUUUUUGAGGGGCCCACUUCACUCCGCUCUGUGAUUUCCUGCUUACUAACCUUGUAUGAUGCAGUGUGUUCAAGUUUAGGAUAUUAUUUUGUAAAAUGCUAUGAAGUGAAAUUUUUGAGAUACUGCUCAGAAUUACAUCAUUAAAGAUCAUGCUUUGUGACAUUUGCAAGCAAAUUGUCCCUCUAGUGAGCUUGAUUGUUCCUAAUGCACUGUUAUACUUAACGGGGUUUUAAAGUGAAAGUUAAAAUCAUGGUUUUUUGAGACUAAACUGCAUGUAUGAUUUCUCUUUUGGUUUUCACUGUGGAGGCUUUGUUUAUUUAUACCCUAGGAAGCCUCAUGUGCAGCUUUAUACUAAACUAGCACAUUUCAAAUGCCCAAAUUACUGAAAACUUUUGCUUUUAGAAUGAAACUUGAGAAUGGUAGUUAGGGGGUUGUUUGUUGUCCUCAAGAGUAUCAUAAUGCUGGGCUACUCUAUAGGAGAAAGGGAAAGACACUUCCGUGUUUUAAAGUGUUACUGGCUGGUUCAGUUUAUUAUUUGAAUUCUGUGUUUGUUUAUUUAUUUAGUUUUUCUUUUAAAGAGAAGCUUAAUUUUCUAUUUUGACAAUUUACUCACUGAGUAAUUAAAAAGCAUGCUUUCAGUUAAAGUAUGUAUUUAUAGUGACUAUGUUGUUAGAAUAUAUUUUGGGUUUCUGUAACUUUGCAUUGAGUGUUUAUGGAUAUUAAGUUUAUUCCUAAGGAGACAGCUGUUCAUUUCAGCUUAAAAAAAUAUAUAUUUUUAACUUUUUGUGCACUUCAUCACCAAAAAGAUCAAGAGGUAUUUAUAGAUCUAUUUAUUCAAAAGUAUAUCAGACAUGGAUAUCAAAGAUUCACAACUUCUAGGUUCAUUUAAUUAAAACUACUUUAAAACAAUUAUUUUAUUUAAAACUAUAAAGCUAUUUAAAGUCAAAGCAAUUUUUAAUGUUUGCAUUUCUUUAUGAAAACCUGAUGGUGCAAAUUCUUGCUUUGUUUGACAAUUCUGUUAGUGCAAAUGGUCUGUAGUGCAUUAUCAAACUUGCAGCUACCAACAGAACCAAAUUUGCUUUGCAUUGGACUCCAAAGAAUGUGCAGGCAGGCCUGAUGUUGACCUUCCUGUGUGUUCUGUUCUCUUUGGAAUACUGGUGACACUGCUUCUUUCAACUGGGUGACCUGAGGGCUUGGGAUCUUACAGACAGAUAAAGCAAAAAGAAAUAGUGGAUUUGAACAGUUCCUACUUGUCUGAGUGUUUGAGGUAAAAUAAUAACAAGCAACAGCUAAGGUUGUUUCAGGAGGAGGAAAGCAGUGCAAGAAGGCUUCUCCUUCACACACAUGCUUGGUGUAAAGCAUUUUGUGUGUAACUUUUUAUUCAUUGUUUCCUUCCCUGCCACUGUCUUUAUGGCUGUUCUACUUGGCAAUAGGGCAACCAUACUGUGCUAAGUUGAAAACAUUUGGAAUUGGUAGGAAAAUUCAGUAAUUGGUUCCAUACUUGAGAGAGUUUAGUUAUGAAAAAAACUUUUCAUAAAAUAUGACUGGAUUUCAGGCUGCUAGUGUACCAGAGAAGUUGUGCCACUUAAUCACCUGCAGCACUCUGCUAGAAACCCCCACCUUCCUGUUUAUUCUUUGAGCAUAAUUACUUCAAAGAGAUUCUUGUGAUAAAGAAAAAAACAAGGCUUUUUGUGUAGAUUCAGCAUUAUGCUGCCCAAAGAUCUGAGCACAUAAUUAACACCCUCACCCCAAACAGUCUAGACUACACUAAGAAAGGCACUGUGCUGUAGUGUAGCCAUACCAUACUACAGGCUUCUUCUCAAGACAGUGUAAGGAAAAAGACAUUCCACAGCCCAAGUAUGUCAGCAGAAGUUUAUGAUCUAGACACAGGCUGUGUUUUAAUUUUUUUUUCCAUUAUCUUUGCUUUCAUACCUGGAGAAUGCAUAGUAGCCCUGGUGACAAGCAGUAGGAAGUAUUGUAACAAAAAAGGAAACUCUCAUUUAGGGUUCUUGGUAGUAAAGAGCAAGUUUGAACUAUCAAGUAAACAGAGUACAUUGGAAGUCCAGAUUCUUGUGUGACUGGGUACUGUCCCACUCAAUAACCUAAAGGGAUAACCCUCCUAAGGAAACAUGUUUGCCUACUUUGUACUGUAAUAUAAAACCACGAACAUCUGAAAGGAAUCAAAGUUAUUUGUAACAAAUUUAUCUUAAGCUUCCUUAAGCAAAAGGAGUAAAUAACUGUCUUUGAAAGUCACCCAAGCUUGUAAUUAUAUAUUGUAGCAAAAAAAAAAAAUAAAAACUGUCCCAAAGAAAAUACAUGAACCUGUAUGUAUACUGUGAUUUCUAAAUGUCUGAAAAGAUUGAGAUUUUCUGUGAAAUUCAAGUAAAUGGGCAGUACCUCCAAUAAGAAUUUCAUUAUUAAGCCCAAACCAGAAUGGAAAGUGAGGAUAAAAUGUGUAAGGUUUGGUCUGGGUUUUGGUGUAGUUUUCCUGGGUGAUCUGUCUUUGUUUCAAUAGUUAAACAAAUACUCAGUUUCCUCAUAGAGCCUGGUGCUGCCAGACAGGUGGGUUUCGGAUACUAAAAUGUUGCCUUACUGUAUCAUUGUGAAAGCAAGGUGACAGAUGGUGAGUUUCAGAAUUCAUAGUAAUUGGUGAGUGACCUGGAUAGUGGUCACAAGGCAUUCUGCUCUCUGAAAUCAAUUAAAUAAAUAAAAAUACAAACAGUUGCAGAUCAA
Molecule: messenger RNA, 6522 nt
Organism: Lonchura striata (white-rumped munia)
Lineage: Eukaryota; Metazoa; Chordata; Aves; Passeriformes; Estrildidae
Gene: CNST
Product: consortin, connexin sorting protein
Biological process (GO): positive regulation of Golgi to plasma membrane protein transport
Cellular component (GO): plasma membrane; trans-Golgi network; transport vesicle
Molecular function (GO): connexin binding
Source: RefSeq, a predicted model, not a curated record